GCUUUUACUUGUUCCGAUACCGUUACUUGCUCGAUCCGUAACAUUUCGGAAAGUUUAAAGAAUUUCGCACAUAUCUCCGUGUGGAAAUCAGGCAUAAAUAUUAUCCCGCCGGACGCGCCGCAGUCUGAUCUACAUUCUACACAUCUCUCUAUACGUAACGACGCGCUCGGCGAGCCGCACCGAAUGCACCUGGCAGACGAUUCCGAAAGUUAUUCCGGAAAAAUGCCUUCCUACUGCCAGCGUCCCUCGCACGGUUGACCUGACGCGAUGUCCGACUCGAACUCGCCCAAAACUGACACGAGUAGCUCCAGCCUCCUGCGGCGAUUCCGUUUUCAAAAAAAACAAACGAAGACCAUGAACAUGUCGGACGAGGACAGUAACUUGGUAAGUUCUGACGCUCAAGUUCGCCGUAAGCCCGUGAAUCGUAUUGAGGACAGUGACAGCGAUAUUGGUAGUCCAACUAAUAAUUGUAAGCCAAGUUCGGACUGUAACGCCAAAGGUAAAGAGAAUAAGUUAAAGUACCUGACAACUUUGUAUCCACAGAACGAUGUAAUACAUAUACAGGAAGUACUUAGAAGUACCAAUUGGAAUGUCGAGGAGGCGGAGGAGGCGCUUAAAAAAAAUAGGAAAAGAAAUUUGGAGGAUCCAGUGAAGAAAACUAGCAAAAAGAAAAGAAGAAAAUUAAAUGUAGACGAGGAAGUAGACAUUGAUUCAGAUGAGGGCGAUUAUAAAGAUAAAGUAUUUAAUAGUGAUGAGGAUUCGGAUAUAGAGAUAUCCAAUGAGCUCACAGGUGAUAAAAAGGCAGUUUUAGAAUUUAUGCGGACUGCCCUACCUUCGGAACUGCUUUUGAUGUCUCAAUGCUCUCAAAAAAGAGCCUCCGCGAUUAUACAGGCAAGACCGUUUGAAGAUUGGAGAGACUUGGUGAAUAAAUUUCAAAAUAUAAAAUACUUAGACACCGAAUUAUUGAAUGCAGCUCAGGUAUUACUAUCUACACGGCAUGUGGUGGAACUUCUCAUGAAAAAAUGCCUUCGCUUGUCGACUAACAUGGAAAAAGCUGUGGCUGCUGGUGCAUCGACCAUAACAGAGCAGCCAAAGACGUUAUCGUCAAAUUUGACACUGGCUCCGUAUCAAAUGGUUGGCCUAAACUGGCUUGCUGUAAUGCAUGCACAGAACGUAAAUGGUAUACUAGCCGACGAAAUGGGUUUAGGAAAAACGGUGCAGGUGAUAGCAUUUCUCACAUAUCUGAAGGAAGCUGGUCUUCUCGACGAAAAGGAUGGGCCUCAUUUAAUUGUCGUUCCCAGUUCGACUAUGGAAAAUUGGAUGGACGAGCUAGAAAGAUGGUCACCCGGCUUGAAAGUCGUUCAGUAUUACGGCUCUCAGGACGAACGAAAAGAGAUGCGAAUGGGUUGGCGAAACGGCGACCUCGACGAUGUCGAUGUUUUGUUAACUACGUAUAAUUUAAUCUGUAGCACUCCAGAGGAGCGUAGACUGUUUCGCGUUAUGCCGUUGAAUUAUGUAAUUUUCGAUGAAGCUCACAUGCUUAAGAAUAUGAGCAGCGUUAGAUACGAAAAUCUUGUCAGGAUUAGUGCUAAACGUCGAAUUCUAUUGACUGGCACACCUCUACAAAAUAAUUUAUUGGAAUUGAUAUCUUUAUUAAUAUUCGUAAUGCCUUCGUUGUUUGCUGGAAAACAAGCCGACUUAAAAAGCUUAUUCUCCAAAAAUAAUAAACUACCAGAUAAGAAAAACGGAGAGCAGCCGUUAUUCGAAAGAGAGCAAGUUAAAAAUGCAAAGGAAAUUAUGCGGCCGUUCUUUCUUCGACGACUUAAAGUUGAAGUUUUACGCGACCUGCCCUACAAGAAAGACGAAAUAAUACGAUGCGCAUUAAUCGAAAAGCAGCGAAAUAUGUACGAUAGAUUAGUCGCACAAUUUUCAGCAGAGGCCAGCGAAAUUACGGAUGUUAACGGUACCGGCAUGAUGAUGCAGUUGAGAAAACUCGCCAAUCAUCCUCUUCUCGUUCGCGAUUAUUACGACGAGAAAAAACUGCGGACUAUAGCGAGUAGACUGGCGAAAGAGCCAGGUUACAAACAGAAGAAUCCGGAGUACGUCUUUGAAGAGCUGAUAUGGGCGUCUGAUUAUCAGAUAAAUCAAUUAACCCGUGUAUACAAAAGCAUAGCCGGAUUCGGCUUGCCCCAGGAACUUAUUCCUCAGGCUGGCAAAUUAAAGGAACUCGACAAGUUGCUACCACAAUUGAAAACGGACGGUCAUAGGGUGCUCAUAUUUAGCCAGUUUACUAUGGUGCUAGACGUGCUCGAAGAAUAUUUAGCUAUAAGGGGACAGACAUUUUUAAGGCUAGACGGCAGUACACCUGUGACCGAGAGGCAGUCUCUUAUAAAUCAGUAUACACAAGAUCCAAGUAUAUUCAUCUUUUUAUUAUCAACAAGAGCCGGAGGUUUGGGGAUCAACUUAACUGCCGCCGAUACGGUUAUAAUACAUGACAUAGAUUUCAAUCCCUACAAUGACAAACAAGCAGAAGACCGAUGCCACCGUGUGGGGCAAACGAAACCUGUCUCUAUAAUAAGAUUACUAAGCGAAGGCACAAUAGAGGAAGGCAUGUACGAGAUAGCGCAAGAAAAAUUGCAUCUCGAACAACAAAUUACUGGAGGUGGAGAAAAUGAAAAUGCGGAUAAGAAGUCCGUUAUAAAAUUAUUAAAGAUGACUAUAAGCCAGGAUGUUCACAAUAAAUCCCUGUCAUCGAAAAAUUCCAAUAAAGAAAACGACGCAAUAGGAAAUGAUGAAAAUUUGUAACUAAGGGAUUCGGUUCCCAUUUUUAAUAAUCAUGAUUUUGAUAUAUUCCAAUUUAUCUGUACUGUACUGAUCGUCAUAAACACACGAGGGAUAAAAGCAUCAAUGUAUUUUGUAAAAUGUAAAGGGUCACGUUUUUAACUUUCAAUCAACGAUUUCAAUAGAAAUAUACAUCACAAUUUGUAGACCUUCUAUUUAUAAUGUGCGCUGUGGAAUAUUUCCUUUUUUAUUAUUUUGUAUGUCUCAAUAUUAAAUCAUUCCUUUAUUUAUCUA
This is a messenger RNA of Wasmannia auropunctata (little fire ant), 3075 nucleotides long. It is a transcript of the gene Etl1, whose product is annotated as SWI/SNF-related matrix-associated actin-dependent regulator of chromatin subfamily A containing DEAD/H box 1 homolog. Gene Ontology annotation, cellular component: nucleus. The record is from RefSeq and is a predicted model, not a curated record. Lineage: Eukaryota; Metazoa; Arthropoda; Insecta; Hymenoptera; Formicidae. Gene Ontology annotation, molecular function: ATP binding; chromatin binding; DNA binding. The coding region runs from base 268 to 2805 and encodes 845 amino acids. The transcript is spliced from 12 exons.